AUGGGCUAUUAUCACCCGUCACGGCCGAUCUCAAGUUUGACACCUUUGCAGGCUGAGAUGCGUCGCAGAACGUGGGCCCACAUCAGGCAGGCCGAUAUCAUGUUAUCGUUUCAGCUCGGUCUGCCUUCCAUGAUCGGAAUUCGUACACUUGAUACACCUCCUCCCCGAGACGUUUACGAUGACGAAAAUUUUCACGAGGACAUCACUGCAAUUCCAGAAGCGCUCUCAGACUCUGAAUCAACACAGAUCUCGUACUUAAUCGUGAAGAGCAAAUUAGUAUUUGCGUUCGCUCGGACGCUCGACGAGAUUACUAGCCUAAUGAGUUCGGGGAGAGUUUUCGAACUAGAUCGUGAGCUUAAGCUUGUCUACGCCGAUGUCUUUUCUCGUUACCAGCUAGGUCGACUAUCUGGUCAAGUUCCUCUCGUACUUGUAUCUGCUCGAUUUGCUCUAGCGAGUAUCCACCAAAUAUCCCUCUGUGUCCUUCACAGCAGAUUUUUGAACAAUCGGGACGAUCGGUACUCAUACUCGAGAAAGGCCUGUCUAAGCUCAGCUACGUCGAUCCUGCGCUUUCAAUAUAUUCGGAAUGAAGACAUCCCAAUCGACUGUCACUCGAGAAGCAUGACGAAUCAUCGGACAUCACUCGCGAUACAUGAUUACCUGCUCGCUGCGACGAUUGUUUCCUCGGCAUUGUCAUCUCAACCUAACGACAAGCAAAUUCAAGAGAGGAUGAUGGCAAACGAUAUCACAUCUAGAGACGACACGAUCCAGGCCCUCAGUCUCAGCGCUCGCAUAUUUGAACAGACGCAAGACCAGAGUAUAGAAGCUUACAAAGCCGCUGACGUGCUCGAGAUGCUGGUCAGAAAGUUCGGGGGAGUGUAA
Molecule: messenger RNA, 879 nt
Organism: Lithohypha guttulata
Lineage: Eukaryota; Fungi; Ascomycota; Eurotiomycetes; Chaetothyriales; Trichomeriaceae
Exons: 2
Coding region: 1-879 (292 amino acids)
Source: RefSeq, a predicted model, not a curated record